UAAAAUAAUGAAAAGCCCAGAAAUUUUUGUCUGGGAAAUACUCAUAGACAAUCACAGCUCAACAGCUUUUUAACUUCCCUCUCACUCUCAGAUCAUUCCUGUUUCAUAUUCAUCUCUCUCCCAUCUCUCUCUAUCUCUCCUCUCUCGCUCUCCCUUUUCGACUUGAGAGUUUGGGAGAAAGAAGAAGAAGAAAAAAGGUUGGAUUUUGUUCACUUUAUCAUCUUCAAUCUAUCAACCCACCUGAGUUUUCUCCAUUUCUCUCCUCUGUGUUUUGUUCUUUUUCAUCACUUUUUCUCUGUUUGGUUUCUUGUCAGUUUUCUAAAGAGCUUCCAAAUCUGAGAUCCUCUGUUUUCUCUUCUCUGUUUGCUUUAAUUGUCUCUGGAUUCGGAUCUGACCACUAAAGAGAGGUUUAUCGUUCAGACAACAAAACUCAAAGAUCGAAUCUUUCUUUUUUUCCUUCUUUGUCCUUAGAGUCUGGAAAAAGCAGCUCUCUUUAGAUUCUUCAAAGCUUUAGAUGCUUAUCUCUCUUUCUCUCUCAGAUUCCAUUUCAAAAAUGCCAUUUUAACAGAUCAAAAUCUCCCACUUUUCUCUCUCUCUCUCUAUCUACUAUCUCUUUGAGCUCCACCAUUGAUAGAAACAAAAUCGAAAACUCUGUUUUUUUCUUUCUUUCUUUCUUUCUUGAUUCGAUCAACAAUCGUUGAAAAGAUGCACAGAGGAAUCCAAGUUAUGUCACCAGCAACAUAUCUAGAGACAUCAAACUGGUUGUUUCAAGAAAACAGAGGAACCAAAUGGACAGCUGAAGAAAACAAGAAAUUCGAAAACGCUUUAGCCUUUUACGACAAAGAUACUCCUGACAGAUGGUCCAAGGUCGCUGCCAUGCUUCCAGGAAAAACCAUCGGAGAUGUGAUCAAACAAUACAGAGAGCUUGAGGAAGACGUUAGCGACAUCGAAGCAGGUCUUAUACCAAUCCCUGGCUACGUUUCCGAUUCAUUCACACUCGACUGGGGAGGCUACGACGGAGCCGGUGGUAACAAUGGGUUUAACAUGAACGGUUACUACUUUUCCGCCGCCGGAGGAAAGAGAGGAUCCGCCGCACGAACGGCGGAGCAUGAGAGGAAGAAAGGUGUUCCAUGGACAGAAGAAGAACACAGACAAUUUCUCAUGGGUCUAAAGAAAUAUGGGAAAGGAGAUUGGAGAAACAUAGCUCGUAACUUUGUGACCACACGAACCCCAACGCAAGUCGCAAGUCACGCUCAAAAGUAUUUCAUACGUCAAGUCAACGGUGGCAAAGACAAACGCCGAUCAAGCAUCCACGAUAUCACCACCGUCAACAUCCCCGACUCUCCUGACGCUGCAGCCGCGGAUAACGCAACUGCAAACGCACCUUGCUCACCCCCAUCAAUAGGAGGAAGCCAGCGGGAAACGUCGGAAUGGGAAGGUCAAACACUAUACGAUGAAACAACGGCUGCGUUUUAUAGUCAAAACGCGUUUUCAGAAACGCUACUUGGAAUGUCUUCGACGCCAUACAUGGCUAAACUGCAGGAGCAGAGUUUUCUGAACGCAUCGCAAUUCGAAUCGUACAAUGCGUAUCUCCAAAUGUAGCACAAGGUGAAGAUCUCGGAGACGUUAAGAGUUAUAUAAUCAUUAAUAAGUUUUACUAUUUUUGUUUUUUCUUAAUCGGCGUGCAUAUACAAAAAAUAUUAGCUACUUUUUUUUUUUUUUACGAGAUGCUAUUUGUUGUUUUGUUUACCAUCUUUUUCCGUGGUUGAUUCAACGAGUUUUCAACAAAUUAAUUAGGUUUUGUUAUUUUAUUUACCGAGUGAUAAUUUAUUUGAGUGAUUUGGAACUCUUAUGAGCUCAAAUUGCUUAUCAGAAUUUAUGUUGUGUUAUAUUUGUAGACUUUCAUUACAAUUUUUUCCCCUUACUGGUGGAUUUUUAAUUAAUAAAUUAUGAUUU
Messenger RNA from Arabidopsis lyrata subsp. lyrata, 1956 nucleotides. Its product is annotated as transcription factor DIVARICATA. The record is from RefSeq and is a predicted model, not a curated record. Lineage: Eukaryota; Viridiplantae; Streptophyta; Magnoliopsida; Brassicales; Brassicaceae. The transcript has 2 exons. Gene Ontology annotation, molecular function: DNA binding. Bases 706 to 1602 code for a protein of 298 amino acids.